UUUUCGUAUCAGUGGGGUAUUUAACUGCUCGAAACUAGAGUAUUUGAUCACUCAGCGAUCAUCAUGUUAUGGACUGCUUUUCUUCUUCUUCUUCUUCUUGGACUCACCCUGUUAUUUGUGUACACAAGGCGUGUGAGACGAAGAAAUGAACCUCCUCUUGAUAAUGGAAUAAUCCCGUGGCUUGGUCAUGCACUUGAGUUUGGAAAAGACAGUGCUAAAUUUUUAACACGGAUGAAGCAGAAACACGGAGACAUUUUUACAGUGUGUGCGGCCGGACACUACAUCACUGUUCUUCUGGACUCAAACUGCUAUGAUGCUGUCCUGUCAGAUACAGUCUCCCUUGACAUGACUGCCUACAGUCAGCUUCUAAUGAAGAGAAUCUUCAAUCUGCAUCUGCCCAAUCACAACCCAGCAUCAGAGAGGAGGAGAGUAGAAAUGCAUUUCCAGGGAACUGGUCUGAUCCAGCUCUGCAGCUCAAUGAAAAACAACAUUCACUUGCUCAUGACCUCUUCAGAAAUAGGCCUGAAUAAAUGGAAAAAAGAAGGACUCUUCCAUUUUUGUUACAGCUUGCUCUUCAAGGCUGGCUAUCUCACUGUGUUUGGCACAGAGAAGUAUGACAGUGCAGAGCUCACAAAAAUUUAUAAGGAGUUUCGUCGAUUUGACAAGCUUUUGCCUAAACUGGCAAGACGUAGCACAAACAAAGAGGAGAACAAAGUUGCAAAUUCAGCACGUGAAAAGCUGUGGGAACUGUUAACUCCGUCAUGUUUGGACAGAAAGGAUAAACAACAGUCAUGGUUGCAGAGUUUCAUACAGCACCUUCAGGUGGAAGGCCUAGAUGCUGAGACUCAGAGAAGAGCAAUGCUACUCCAACUAUGGCUCACACAGGGAAACGCUGGCCCAGCGGCGUUCUGGGUACUAGGCUUCAUGCUCACCCACCCUGAAGCUCUGAGUUCAGUAAGAGAGGAAAUCAGAGAUGUACAGCACCUCCCCCUGGAAGAGAGAGAGAAACACACACCAGUCUUUGAUAGUGUUCUUAGUGAGACACUGCGUCUUACUGCAGCUGCUCUCAUGACUAGAGAAGUGGUGCAAGACAUGAAGGUUCGUUUAAACAACAGGCAAGAAUACCAGCUCAGACGAGGCGACCGAUUGUGUGUAUUCCCCUUCCUCAGCCCUCAAAUGGACCCACAGAUCCACCAAGAGCCAGAGAAGUUCAAGUUUGACCGCUUCCUCAAUGCAGAUGGGACAGAGAUGAAAGACUUCAUUAAGGAAGGAGUAAGGGUGAAGUAUCCCACCAUGCCCUGGGGGACAAAAGGCAACAUGUGUCCAGGACGCCAUUUUGCAGUUAGUGCAAUUAAAGAGUUUGUAUUCAUGGUCUUGACUCGAUUUGACCUGGAACUGUGUGACAAGAAUGUGACUGUGCCAUUGGUAGACACCAGCGGAUACGGCUUUGGCAUGUUACAACCAAGGGAAGAUCUAGAGAUCCGUUAUAGAAGAAGGACUUGACAGCAAUAGCAUGCCAAAUCUGAUUAGAACUGUACAGAUAACAAUAACAAAUUUUGGUUUUCAACAAAUGUCUUAUGUAUAUAUUGUUUUUAAAAUGUUAAAUAUCUUGGUUAUUUAUUGCAAUAUAACUAUUGAAUUUUUUUAUGUUUUGUAGUUUAUUGUCUCUCACAAUCUAAUAGUAGUUUAGGUUUGCUUUUCUGAUAAUAUGCAAAAGAGAUAUUAAAAGAGAAAUAGCACAGUUUUCUUUACUUCUUGUCAGCUUUUUUAAUGUUUGGUUUGAGGUCUAAUUGACCCAAAGGUCCCUUUAAUAUGUCAAAAAACGAAAUGACUUUCACUGAUCUAAUGAGAAUAGAUUGUCAACAGAAUUCCAGCUUGAUACAUGCUUCAUAUGUUUCCCAGAAAAACAAAAAAACAUUACUUGUUUAGACUCUCAGAGAUACCAGGUAAAAAACAUAAAUAAAUGCAAUGAAUUUUAACAUGAUAACAAUCUCUGACUGGCAUACACACUCUGGAAGUACACUCCUGACAACUGUCUAUUUAGAUUUGUUUACUAGAUUUUUCUACAAUGUUUUGUUGCCAGACAGAAGCAAGUCACUGUAUUGAUUAAUAGUCACCUUUCUGAAAAGUGCAUGCAUAUGUUGUAAUAAUAGAGGGUUAAAGAUUUGAUGAUAUAGUACCUGUCUACUUGGUUUUGAUUAGCUCAGAGUAACAGUAAAAUAAUAUAAAUGGAAAAAAAGAAAUUCAUUCUGAAGUUACUAUUCUUAUUUUUACACAUGCAUCAUCGGGUCUUUAUAGGACCUCAAACAUAUACUGUAGAGUGUAUAGUCAAUCUAAAAAAUGGCACAAGGUUUAAUCUGUUACCCCUUUUUUCCCCUACUGUAAACCCUAAUGCUCAAAAUAAUUCAUUGUUUUGAGUAGGGAAAAAUUAAAUCAUACAAAUUAGUUCAAAUAAAUUAACCUUGAUGAGAA
This is a messenger RNA of Myxocyprinus asiaticus (Chinese sucker), 2472 nucleotides long. RefSeq names its product prostacyclin synthase-like. Bases 64 to 1503 code for a protein of 479 amino acids. The record is from RefSeq and is a predicted model, not a curated record. Gene Ontology annotation, biological process: prostaglandin biosynthetic process. Lineage: Eukaryota; Metazoa; Chordata; Actinopteri; Cypriniformes; Catostomidae. Gene Ontology annotation, molecular function: prostaglandin-I synthase activity; monooxygenase activity; oxidoreductase activity, acting on paired donors, with incorporation or reduction of molecular oxygen. The transcript is spliced from 10 exons.